This is a messenger RNA of Pomacea canaliculata, 2228 nucleotides long. RefSeq names its product cell wall protein DAN4-like. The record is from RefSeq and is a predicted model, not a curated record. The transcript is spliced from 4 exons. The coding region runs from base 867 to 1679 and encodes 270 amino acids. NCBI's taxonomy places the organism in Eukaryota, Metazoa, Mollusca, Gastropoda, Architaenioglossa, Ampullariidae.
UUACUAUAGCCAGAAGCAGUAAUAUGACUAAGAAGACAAGUUUGAGAAGCCCUCUACAAAUUAUCAGAAGCUUAGUGUAAGGGUUAGCUCAACCAUAUGGCAUUGUAAUUAAUCAGCACGAGAGAACAUUAACAGAAGAAUUAAUGUUGAAUUUAAGAAGUGUGUUGAAACAAAAGUAAACAGCUUGGCACUUCUAAGAAACCAUUUAAGAAGGCUAUUUAAAGAAUGAAGACAGAAGAAAAAGAAUUAAGGAACGAAGAAAAAAGAAAGAAAACAGAUACGACACGGAUCCAACCCGCUCUCCAUGUUCCCGCGUACAUACACAACAUCACUAAGAGAGAGAAAAAUAAAAAAAUAUAGAAAAAAAGUUAUCCACAAAUACUGAAUAACAAAUGAAAACAUGUAAAAAAAUCUGCUAAAGUGUAGAUGGAUUUUGUGACGCAGUGUCAGAUUGCAGUUUGUAUUUGUUUUUGAAAACAUUUGAAUCUCAUGAUAAAGUGGAGGCUGCUAAGCUCGGCUUCACGCAGAAGCCCGCCAUCUGCCAUGGUCUUCAGUGAUCGAUCUGAGACUCGUGCCUUCCAAUCCUGCGUCCUGUUUAUUGUUCACUGCGAGUUUUAAUGGUCUGCAUGGAGAUGAUGUGGUAACGAUUCAGCCCUCAGCCAAUCAAAAGUUGUGAUUAGUGCGGCCAUUAUGGUUUGAGGAUGAAGGCAAAAUCCCGGCUGCGAGUUCGGACAAAGCUAAAGCCCAGGAAUCGAAAAGGGCGGUAAUCACGCACAGGUACAGGGGUCGCCACAGCAACAGUGACGCGACUUUGAUGGAGUAUCGCGUCGUCAUGUGACCAGAAGCAGACGCCACCCAACAGCUUGAUGCAGCUGGACACGCAGAAGGUUGGACUCAAUAUCAACAUGGAUGUCCUGACUUUUAAGUUCUUCUUCUUCCUGUUGUACUUGACAGUGACAGAAGCAUGCAGCACUUCAACUGAUGGGUUAUCCAGUACAACAGACUCAACCACUCUGUGUAUAUCAGAGACAACUUCGACAACGACCUCUACUACAGAAUCGACCACAGUAGCAAGUUCAGCUACCGAAACGUCAACAACCGAUGCGACAACAAGUGUUACGUCAACAACCGACAUGACAACUAUUGCUUCGUCAACAUCUUCGACAACAAUUGAUAAGUCACCUACAUCAUCAGUCAGUCAAACGUCACCCACAGUAGGGACUGCGACUACAAUGUCUAGUAAGAGUCCAUCCUCCGCUUCCUCUACACAGUCGUCUCCUACAGUAGGCUCAACUACCACGUCUCUGAACACGAACACUACGAUGACAGUAACAACACCAAAUACAUCAGCGGUCGCAACCUCUUCCACUCUUAGAAGUUCAACAUUGUCGAACUCAGCUACAUCUCCGACAGCUACAUCUACUGCAGCACCUACAUCAUCAGUCAGUCAAACGUCACCCACAGUAGGGACUGCGACUACAACGUCUAGUAAGAGUCCAUCCUCCGCUUCCUCUACACAGUCAUCUCCUACAGUAGGCUCAACUACCACGUCUCUGAACCUGAACACUACGAUGACAGAAACACAGAACAGCACUUCACAAGACAGCUCGUCCGAAAAACAAACUGGACACCUGCCUCUCACUUGCUUCAUGCUGCUGUUUCUAAAAUGCUUCAUCUGAAGAACUACAAAACUUUAUUUGUUUUACUUCUUACAAGACAUGUAGACGGGGGAGGGUAGCUUAGACUGGGGUGCGUAUGUCAUGCUUAUUAUUCUCUGUCUCUGUUUACAGAUAAAGGUGGCCAAGCGAGUCUGUUACAGUCACAUGCAUACCAGACAUGACUAUUUUUAUCAAUAUUUACAAUAUUAUUAUUCGUGACAUUUGUUGCUGGUUGUCAGCAAUGACCAUUGAAUCCUCAUCUAUGACGUCAUACUGAAAUGACUGAGCAGUACAUAUCUUCGUCCACACCUCCAUCAGUCCGUCCAUCAUUCAGCAUCGCCCUUAUCUGUGUGUUUGACUUUAUCACCAUUAUCGUUUGAUUCUUUCAGCUUUAAUCUCACUUUUUAACGGUUUAUUUUUUCCGAACUUCACGUUAGUUUUUACCUGGUGUUAAAUUAGCCUUAUGUGUGACAUUACAACAACAUUGCAGCCUGGUCAAACAUUUGAUGAAAUUUCCUUUUUAAGAUGGAGUACGGGGCUCCGGGCUCCGGUGCAUAGGCGGUCUUAACU